This is a messenger RNA of Myzus persicae (green peach aphid), 1365 nucleotides long. RefSeq names its product innexin inx2-like. Gene Ontology annotation, molecular function: gap junction channel activity. The record is from RefSeq and is a predicted model, not a curated record. Lineage: Eukaryota; Metazoa; Arthropoda; Insecta; Hemiptera; Aphididae. Gene Ontology annotation, cellular component: gap junction; plasma membrane. The transcript has a single exon. Gene Ontology annotation, biological process: phototransduction. The coding region runs from base 237 to 1307 and encodes 356 amino acids.
UUCAGUCGGUCACUUGUUGCUCUUCGACGUCUGUUAGUCUUCACCUUGUCUGUGACGUUGUACGUUUGUUUGCGCUCGUUGUGUUCCGGUCGUCCGCACCUUUAAAUAUUUGUUUUAAUAACGACGUUACAUUUGCAACACUUAAGUUGUUAAUAUUUUACAUUUUUGACUUGUCGCGGCGUUCAGUUUUAAAUUUUAAACUCACGAGGUGCAAGUUAUUGUGAACUAUUUUCAACAUGAUUGAUGUUUUUGGACCCGUAAAGUCACUACUGAAAAUCGACGAAGUGUGCAUCGACAACUUCGUGUUCAAAUUGCACUACAAGGCGACGCUUUGUAUCCUACUGGGUUGCUCGAUUCUAGUAACAUGCCGGCAGUACUUCGGAGAUGCAAUAGAUUGCAUGGUUGAUGGUAUUCCAAGCGGUAUCAUGGACACAUACUGUUGGAUAUACUCGACGUUCACCAUACCAGAUCGUUUCGACGGAAAGGAGGGCAGAACCAUGGCGCAUCCGGGUGUCUCAGAUUUCGAAGAGGGUGUUGAUGGUGUUAAGUACCAUAAAUAUUACCAAUGGGUAUGUUUUGUGUUGUUCUUUCAGGCCAUGUUCUUCUAUGUACCCAGGUACAUCUGGAAAAUAUGGGAGGCUGGACGCAUGAAGGUACUGGUCCUUGACCUCAACAGUCCGUUUUCUUUUGAUUCCGAACACCGGCAAUCAUUGAUAAACUAUUUUGUCCACAACCUACAUUCACAGAAUUUCUACUUCAUUCGGUUUUUCCUCUGCGAGAUCUUAAACUUGUGCAAUGUCUUUCUUCAGAUUUAUCUUAUCGACUGCUUUCUUGAAGGUGAAUUUAGAACCUAUGGCUAUGAUGUGUUAAAAAUGACAGAACUGAAUCCUGAAGAUCGCAAGGAUGUAAUGUCUCGAGUUUUUCCUCUAGUCACUAAGUGUACAUUUAACAAAUACGGACAAUCUGGCACUAUACAGAAAUUCGAUGGUAUGUGCAUAUUGCCUCAAAACAAUCUUAACGAAAAAAUAUAUGUAUUCUUAUGGUUCUGGUUCUGGUUUAUUGCCAUUAUCAGCGUAUUAAACGUUGUGUAUCGUAUACUUUUCAUUUUGGUACCCCAUUUCCGUUUAUUUUUAUUGAGAUCGAGAAUUGAUCGCCUUUCUUAUGAAAAUAUGAACAUUUUAAUUCAGAAGUUUUGGAUUGGUGAUUGGUUUGUCUUUUAUCAAUUGGCCCAGAAUGUCAGCCCAGUAGUUUUCAGAGAGUUUGUUUCAGAAUUGACUAAUAAGUUUGAGACAAAUGUUAAUGUGUAAUUGCAACUCAAUAAAUCUAAAGCAUCAUUCUACAUUUUUAACAAACGUAAAUAGUUAA